This is a messenger RNA of Penicillium concentricum, 1020 nucleotides long. RefSeq lists its product as uncharacterized. The transcript has 2 exons. Lineage: Eukaryota; Fungi; Ascomycota; Eurotiomycetes; Eurotiales; Aspergillaceae. The coding region runs from base 1 to 1020 and encodes 339 amino acids. The record is from RefSeq and is a predicted model, not a curated record.
AUGGCUGUUGAGCCAUUAUCCACUAGGUGGAGUGGACCAAACCUCGAGAUGGCCUACGCGUCUCCAAGAUUUGUAUCCGAGAAAGGAAGCAAUAAAGGCAGUGAAUCUCGACACACCAAAAAGGAAGAAAGCCGUUUCAGGCGCGAAAGGGACGAAGAUGGCAAAGCGAGUAGUGAUGGCAGGAAUAGACGGUUAUUUGGUUCAAGUGAUGAUGAUGGCAGUCCCGCGCCCGAAGGUUUCAUCAACCACGACUUUCGGAAAAUAUUAGACACCCACCCGCUUUAUCGCGCCUGCGAAGCCAAAAAAGGCCUAAUAGGGCGUCUGGUUCAUGAGACCCUCGAGUACUACAAUAUCACAGCUAGCGAUGUGCAGUUUGUGGGAAGAACAGAGGCGAUACUUCCCCCAGGGAAAAGCUCGGUCUCUCCUGCUAAGUUGACAGCACUCAUUUCUGCAGAACGUGGACUUGUGGAUAACAUGUGGCUCGAUAUGGCAAGAGCAAUUCGAGCUUCUUUCCAACGCCACGGAGGAAAAACAGACGACCCUGAUGAAAAGGAGUUACUUCUCAGUUUGGUGGUUGAGUUUUUGGAAAUCAAUGAUGACUAUCCAAUGUAUAUGUUUCCGGUUUUGGAGCAUGAAGAGAUCUUUAAGAAAUGGCCACAUAUUCUAAUACAGGUCUUGGACAUCCACGAAGCUCAUCUUGUAUCCGUUGGAUGCUAUCGUCGAGGCAGAAAGGAUGCGGCGCAAUAUAAUCCUGCCACUGUGUUGAUUUUGGCGAGACCAUGGAGCAAAAUUGACUCGAAGGCCUUUAGAGAUGAUGUUGUCAAGAUUCUCGACAGAUCAAACCUUCCGAUGGUGGCCGUGGAGAUCGGCACGGCUGAUCACCCGGGCGAAAAAGAACACAAAGUGGAAAUUAACCUGGACAGCUUGCAUGGACUCAAUAGGGGACUCUGGCGCCCUGGUGGUCACUGGCGACGGUGUUCUCAUGGGGAUGCUGUAUGGAGGGCAUCUUGGUGGGAAUAG